AUGUUCAUGACAACUAUCACUACUUCUCUUCGAUGGUAUGAGUAGUAAAAAUGUCUGUAAUCAUGCACCAUUCAUAUGGACACGCGGAACUUUAGGCAUCCUUGAAAUAUAGUAUACAAUUGAAUCCUCAAGAAACUUUUGUGCAAUUGCCAAAACACUAUCAACAUGGCUUCAAAAAACCUAAUAGAGUUUGAGAAAGCCAUGAAAUACAUGGAACCCAUGGAAGUGAACGAUUAUCUUCAAAAAACACUGGACUUUUUGAAAAGAAACAACAGCGAAGUAUACUUUCCCUCCAUCUCGCCUUACGUCGAGGGGUUUUUGGUAAAUUUGGUCACUGAUACGAGGAACUUGAAGAGCAAGGCCUUCAAGGAUCAGGACAGAGUGCUUGCCGAGGAGAUCAUUCAAGUUCUGGAGAUGUCUCGUGAGGUGUUUCGGUGGACACAUGCUUAUGAGAAUGGAAAGCUCUUAGUGUACAAAAAGAUAUUUUCUAAUAAGAUUAAGAAAAAGCCAGUCAAGCUGAGGACUUUACUGCUUGAAAAAGUACCCAAGAAUACCAACAAAUCUAAAAAAGACAAAGAAAAAACUAACAAUAUAGUUAGUGAGAAAAAGAAUACAAAUGAAACACACAAGGACAAAAAUGUGUCAAAUAGAUCGCAUAAAGAAAAUAAAGAUUCUAAUAUACAACCUGAUCAGUCUCUGUAA
This is a messenger RNA of Cydia amplana, 702 nucleotides long. RefSeq lists its product as uncharacterized. The transcript is spliced from 3 exons. The coding region runs from base 166 to 702 and encodes 178 amino acids. NCBI's taxonomy places the organism in Eukaryota, Metazoa, Arthropoda, Insecta, Lepidoptera, Tortricidae. The record is from RefSeq and is a predicted model, not a curated record.